Molecule: messenger RNA, 894 nt
Organism: Aspergillus chevalieri
Lineage: Eukaryota; Fungi; Ascomycota; Eurotiomycetes; Eurotiales; Aspergillaceae
Exons: 3
Coding region: 1-894 (297 amino acids)
Source: RefSeq, a predicted model, not a curated record
AUGGAUUGGGAUCGCAAUAGAAGAUUUGAUGAUCGUCGGGGGGGAGAAAGCUAUCGCCCCAUGAGCUCGAUUAGAGCACGCCGCUCUCCUCCACGAAAUUACAUCCGGCACGCCAGAUCACCUCCACGGACGCGUUCUCCUCGCCUUGUUGCUGAUACCUGGGUACCAUCGGCUAGUCGAACUUAUGACCGCUUCCGAAGCCGAUCUCCAGCUUCGCGGCGUCGUUCUCGGAGCCCUUCAUUCUACAGUAGAGAUGGCGGCCAGGCGUCCUAUCGAAGGACGCGUUCCCCUCCUAGAAGACCAUCACCUCGACGAGAUGAAAGGCCAAGGUCACCCCGGCAGGUAUUCUGGCGCUCUAGGUCUCCAUUCAAUGAUGGUCGAUCUCGCGAUACUUCAUGGGACCGGACUACUCCAUUACGGCCGCGGGAGGCGUCGCCGCCCAGUCAAGACUUCAGAUUUCCCAAAAGAGAACGUUUUACCAGUGAAAAAUAUUUGAGAGCUGAAUCACCUCCAAAGCGUGGCACUUUACGAGAAUACAGCUCACGCGCCUCAAUGAAUUUUCGCACUCGGAGUCCUUUCCAAGGACAACGUGAACGUCAACAAGAAGCCACACCAAAGCGUCGGUCAACAUCUCCUUCUAGAGAGGGCUCGUCUACCCGUUAUACUGCACCAACCUCGGGUGUAAAUUUCAGGCGUCCCUCGUCGCCUACUGAUAAAUCCAACUUAGCCCCGUUCGACCCAGAGACCCGCUCACCUAUCACACAAUGUUCCUCACAUGAACGGUUUUCUAGGCAUUCCGGUCAUUCUUCACCUAUCCAUGAGCGUACAUUCCCAACAAGAUAUAGGUCCUCAGGUCAGAACGAGGAAAAGGACAAGAAGAAAAUCGUGAUAUGA